AUGGUCAAAAGAUCUGCAAGUCAAAUCCUCGAAAGUUCUAUCAAUAAGGAAGUCAGAUUAUCUGGCGGCAAUAUAUGGGGAUUUUUGAUAUCAUCGCGCGGUGUAAUAUCCUUAGAUAAAAAUUUUUAUAUGUUUGGUGACCACGAGGGAUUAGAGGGAAAUUACAUACAUUUAGAAGGAUGUGGAGAGACCUUCUUUGCAGGAAUACACUACGAUGAAAGAAAUGGAGCCACCGUUGAAAAUUUAUGCCAAGACGGAAUGCAAAGAAAAAUGAAGAAAUGGGAUUAUGUGGCACUUAAAGAGAAAAUUAAGUUACAAGAUGGAACUAUCUUGAAGUUUAGAAGCAAUCAAAAUUUUGAAAUAUACGAAUUUCGCACCGCAAAUUUAUCACAGUGCGGUUGUGAUAGAAUUACAAAUUAUGAUGAAGAUACACAAGGUGGUUUGUCCGGAAGUAUAUGUGUAGUGAAAAAUUAUUGUUUCCUACACAAAUAUGAGUUCGUACAAAGACUUGGAGGUGGUGGCUUUGGAAAUGUCCAUCUCGUUAGGAAAAUUGAUGAUGGACAAUUAUUCGCGGCGAAAAUUUCAAAAAGUUCAUUACGAAUGGAGUAUGAUACAAUGAAAGAAUUGCAAGACUUGGCCUGUGCCGUGAAAGCGCAUGAAAUAUUUCAUGAUAAAGAAUCAAAUAAUAAUUAUUUGAUAAUGGAUUGGGUCAGGCACAAUUCAUUAUUGACAUGGAUUCAGAAGCAAGCCCAUGUUAAUGUUGAUACCAUGAGAAGCAUUAUAAAAUGUCUAGUGCCUAAUCUGAAGUUAAUCCAUGAGAAGGGAUGGCUUCAUAGAGAUAUUAAGCCAGACAACAUACUUGUAAAUAACGAAAAUCCACUUUCAUUGUUAUUUACAGAUUUUGGAUUAAGUAGCAAAUUAAGCUCGAAUCCAAGAGAUGCGAGAGGUACACCAUUGUUAUGUGCACCUGAGGUAUUGAAGAAAAAUUUCCAGAAUGAGUCUGCAGAUUGGUGGUCACUAGGACACCUGAUAUUUUAUUGUUAUGAGAAAGGUUUUUUAUUGCAACCUGUGAAGGCAGGUGUUAAAGAUCUAUUGGCAGAAAUUGAUUAUAGGUUGCAGAUAAUUAAGGAUGGGAAGGAACCUGUAAUAAAUAGGAUGUUAGAAAGUGGGCACGCAGAUGUGGCGUGCCUUAACUUGAAUAUGAAGGAGCGAUCUUACGACAACAUCAUUAAAUGUAGAAUAUUUAAUGAAAGUGUGGAGGUAGAUGACGCCGUUUGA
Molecule: messenger RNA, 1278 nt
Organism: Funneliformis geosporum
Lineage: Eukaryota; Fungi; Glomeromycota; Glomeromycetes; Glomerales; Glomeraceae
Source: the annotation of a GenBank genome assembly